CUACUUCCAAAAUUCCAUGGCUCCUUCCGCUGGCUACUAUUAGUAGAGUAUGGCCUUACAAUGACAUACCUGUUUGGCAUACAAAGUAUCUUCGACGAUUAAUGAACACUUCUCAGUGCGUUCUUAUAGUCCAUGCCAGGACAAAUAGCUCAUUCCGUAUAGUAAUCUCUACAGCUUUGCAUCACACCGGAUAAUACAUGAUGCCGCUGAUCAGUCCUCUGUUUACGCCUCUGGCCGCCUCUGUUGGUGGCACAAUGAUCGGCAUGGCGUCGUCACUGCACCUGGCAAUGAAUGGUCGAGUGACCGGUAUAUCUGGGACAUACAACGGCAUUCUCAAGCGUCAAAAGGAUAUAGACUGGCGGAUGACAUUCCUAAGCGGUGUGGGUAGCGCUGGAUUAGCCUUACACCUGUACUCACCUGAGGUCUUUGGUAACGCGGUGCCGGUUAACGCUGCGAGUACCGUUGCUGCGGGUGCAUUGGUGGGCUUUGGUACAGUCAUGGGGAGUGGUUGUACGAGUGGACACGGCGUGUGUGGUCUGCCUCGGGCCUCGCCACGCUCAAUCGUGGCCGUCGCCACCUUCAUGUCGACAGCAAUCAUCACUCGGAGCUCGAUUGUCAGCAACGACGUUCUAUGUAAAGCAGUACAAACAGGCCCACAGAUGAGCGAGGUUAUGAGCAGCUUGGAGUUCCUUUCCGUAAGCCCUGGUAUGUUCUAUGGGUCCCUUCUGGCUUCCUCCUUGGCCUACUCAUUGAACAAUGUGCGGUUAGGGCGAUCGGUAGACACAUACAAAUCCCUUGCUGCCAGCUACGCCAGUGGAGGACUCUUUGGGCUGGGCCUGGGAGUCAGCGGUAUGUCAGAUCCUAGCAAGGUUCUGGGCUUUCUAGACUUGAUAAAUGUGUGGGAUCCAUCCCUAGCCUUUGUAAUGGGCGGCGCCGUGGCCUUCAAUGUACCGGUCUGGUACGCCUUACUCAAGAAAGAUAAGCCUUACUUGCUCGAUUCGUUCUCUGUUCCAACCCGAAGGGACAUAACCGGCCGACUUGUAAUGGGCUCCUCACUCUUCGGUGUGGGCUGGGGACUAGCUGGUCUUUGUCCGGGACCAGCCUUACUCGGCUUUGCGACUGGUGAUGUUGGAUUUACGGGGUACGUCUUAUCGAUGACAGUUGGAAUGGCACUCUUCAACGCUCUGAGUAAACGCGGAUGGAUGAUCAAAGACAAGCCGCUAUUCUGAGCAAUCAGUUGUAAAGCACCAGGUAUAAUACCUAGCAGCCAUAUUACGGCACACAGCGAUCACAUCUGGACCGAUACGGGUUCUAGAAUUCCACACGGGUUGCUAGUAGUGCCUCUCCGCGACAUCCUAUUCUGUCCGGACCUCAAUACAGUAUCUGCCGAUCCGGUACAGAAUGAACCACUUGCUAAGUUGGUGGCAUAUCUUAGCUGACAUUCACCCAAGGCCUGUGCCAUAGUGAUAGCACCACGUCGGAUUGUUGGACUAGUUGUAGCUUUAUCGCUGCGUAAAUAGGUUCCAAAUGAGUUGAAGCGUGUAGACUCUUCAACGGCAACCCCAAUAGACGGACUCGACCGGCAACGUGCAGGUAUAAAAUGGCACAUCGCGAUAUCACGCCGCUAUAUCGUGUAUCGCUGAUCAAAUUGGAUUUCAUCCUUUCAUUUGUCGACUGUUUGUUUGACCCUGUGGUACAUAUAUCGUGAUCUAACAGCAUAGAAGAUAUGAGACAGAUCAGGAUAGAUCUGAUAUGGGAGCGAGGCAUAAAUACCUACUCUUCGAAUAGGAUUCAGUCCACCAAAGCCUGUCCAAACCGAUUUUAGGAUAGGUCAUCUUGCCUGAUUUGUGAUGAGAGUGGCGGCAAAGCAUAUGGUUAUAAUCAAGAGAACUUGAAGAUGACCACUAGCUAAUGCCAGUAGUUUUUCCCAGUUGAGCACAGAAUGUGACUGUGCCAGACAAGAAUGCUUGCUUGAAGCUCAGUGGUCUACGUGUAAAUUGAAGAGUUUCGGUAAUCAGUCACACAAAUAUCACUCCUAUCUGAUUGUUAAACAAUCAAGGCAAACUCGCGCAUUUUAACACAUUUUUUUGUACCGUGGAUCUGAUCAUAGAUUCGUAUUGCACUUAUGUUGCGCAAUGACUCCUAUAAAUGGCCAGAGAGAACUGGAUAUGAGAUUUAACUUCGAAUGUUAUCAGGCGUUUACUGUGAAGGUCUGUACUGAGUAGCAUUCUGAGUCUGGUGAGAUCCCUGAGAGUGGAGAAACGCAUCAUGCAUUGCAGUAACUUAGGCAGAGCUGGCGCGUGUCACAGUCAAAUGAAAGUGAUUCAUUGAUGCAUUCGUGUAAUUCCAUCUCGCACUAAAUCAUUGUACGCGUCGUAACUAUAUCAACGCUUUCGAAUUAGCGAGAUGCAUGCCACAGAUGCAGUUGAAAAGAAGAUGGAAUUUAAUCUUAGAAGUCGAAGAGACUUACAAAAGCGUCUCUUGCGUGCCAACUUUCGUAUUUGAUUUUAACAUAACGCAAUCAAAACUAGAGGACAACAACCAGCGCAAAAGUGACGCUGCCACUUCACAUACAAGAUGGCAAGCUCUCGAUGACAGUGAGAAGCGAGUAUGCAAGGUUAGUAUGAAUCUUUUAGUUGCGACCGCCACGCGAACUUGGGAUCGUACUGCUCGCGUAUUUUAUGAAGAAGAAAUUUCAAUUAAAAAAGGCUUCGAUAGAGAGGCGACUGGCGUGGCUGGCGAGUACCCUUUACGGGCAGGGGUGUCAAUAAGUUCUUUACCUUCAGCUUUGAAUGGUGGAGACACGAUAUGUUUGACAGAGAGUUCCAAAGACAAUACUGUCGCUGGACCGCCCCAACGGACUGCAUCGGAGAAUGAUAUCGGAUUAUUUUGGUACAACACCCUGUGGCCGACUGCAAUAAUAGCAGCGCCAUACUGUUGGCUUUAGCCUGUGCAACCGGUGUGGCCUGUGCCACACGGUUACGCUCUAAAACCUUCCGAUCUCGAUCGUUUUGGGGGUAGAAAAGGAAAUGGGCUAUGUCAUGAUAGUAGCCGAAGGGAAUCUUUGGGGCCUAUUGUGCAGUCGUUUGCUCAAGCGCUGACAAUCACGCUAGACAGCGUUUUUGAGAGCUGGACCAUCUAAAAGACUGACUGACUUGGGAGGCCUUGCUUUACCAGCCGAAAGAAUAUAAAUGUUAGGGUCACUUUCUUGUGCGGACCCACGGUGCUGCUGAGCAGCUUCGUGGUGUUGGUCGCCUUCUAUCGUGGAAGCCAAUUGGGCUCUCUAUUGGACUCUCACGGGAGCCCGGGGCAAAGGUUACAGACCAUUAGCAGUGUGUCGCAGACAUAGAUGCAGGAGGAAGAUGUCGCGUGGCUGCAUCACGGGUAGAGCAGUGGGAUCCACCCGUGUAGGGUUAAGAGAAUAUAAAGAAGGACGCCUUGUAGUACAGUAGUUGCAGGGGGUAAGUAAUAACCAAGGGAAUCACCCUCGAUGUCACCAAGUUUGCGAUAAUUAAUGCCAAUGACUACCCUAAAACAGAUUACCCUUAACUCGUCAAGUUAGAAGAUACGAUAGUACGGUUUACUACCAACGCCACGGAUCUCUUGGCUGAACUUGAUUUCAAGCCCAGCUUAAAAAGUCUUAGGGUUUAGGGUUUCUUGGUCCGACAAGAGGUGGAGCACUACAUGGUAUAGGCGUCAAACUCCGUGUACAAAACAAGUGUAGGCAAGUUCUGCCCAAUGGGCGAUGGGGCAUUCCUCAUCAAAACGAAGGAGCUAUGGCUCAUCAAUAUUUUAAUCAGAAGAACCGUUCUUACUGUUUGUCAUCGACGAACAGAAAGAACAAUGGGAAGAAACUCCAACGGCAGUAAAAAAAAACAAAGCGGCCUUAAUAGUAAUUGUAAAAGCCCGCGAAUAUGGCUAUACGAGGGUCCGCAAGCUCACUUUAGUGAAGUGAAUGUCGUGACAGUUGCACCACGCCUUUUACAGGGCGUUGAUAGCACUCAGCGAACCGCCGUUGUUUUGGUUGGAAUGGCUGCGCGUCAUAUUGUCCAUUGGUGCACGUGACACAUAAAGUUGUCGGUCGAAUUGUCGUAGUGGCAUGUUAGUUGGUCGGAUUGUUGUAACUUUUUCCAGCCCCUCUAUUCAACCCUGCAACCAAUUAUGGGAUGUCGGUACCAAAAAGGUUCACACAGAUUAAAAACGAAUAAAAACAGAUGUGUAAUCUUGCUGUCAUCUUAUAUAAAUACAGUGCGCGGCAGCUGACAGACCACAGACCCUUGACUACAUAUCUCUCACUCUUGUGCCUGCUUGAUCUUUUGUCGUGUUGACGUUUUCGUUGCCCAAUGAAAUUUCAUUUACAUCGCUAAUCAUUGUUUGGAAAUAUUCAAAUGAAUGGAAUGCCAG
Messenger RNA from Sphaeroforma arctica JP610, 4404 nucleotides. RefSeq lists its product as hypothetical. NCBI's taxonomy places the organism in Eukaryota, Ichthyosporea, Ichthyophonida. The transcript is spliced from 10 exons. The record is from RefSeq and is a predicted model, not a curated record. Gene Ontology annotation, cellular component: plasma membrane. Bases 198 to 1229 code for a protein of 343 amino acids.